Messenger RNA from Camelina sativa (false flax), 745 nucleotides. The record is from RefSeq and is a predicted model, not a curated record. Lineage: Eukaryota; Viridiplantae; Streptophyta; Magnoliopsida; Brassicales; Brassicaceae.
ACCGGAUUCUCUCUUAGAUUCAUUACUUUUUUCUUUUUUCUCAAUCUCUUUGUUUUCUUUCAAACCCUAAUCAUCUCUCUUAAAAUCAAUCCAAUUCCUCAAUCAAAAAUUCAUGUCGACGAUGGCGGGUAUACAAGGCCAGGUUCUCGAGGUCACUGUUGUUGGGUGCCAGAAAUUGAAAGAUACAGAAUGGUUUUCAAGGCAAGAUCCAUACGUCGUCCUUGAGUAUAGCGGCUCAAGGCACCGUACCAGAACCUGCACAGAUGGUGGAAAGAACGCUGUUUUCCAAGAGAAGUUUAUGUUCACUUUGCUUGAAGGGCUUAGGGAUCUUAAGGUUGCUGUCUGGAAUAGCAAUACCCUCUCCACUGAUAACUUCAUUGGCAAUGCAACGAUUCAAUUGCAGAAGGUUCUUUCUCAGGGAUACGAUGACUGCACCUGGACUUUGCAGACUAAAACUGGAAGAUUCGCUGGAGAAGUAAGACUCAUACUACAUUAUGCAGGAGCAAAGAAACAUAAUUACGGGUCUGCCUUAUCCUCCUCCGCCAUCUGCUUAUCCUCCUCCGUCAACCUCGGCUUACCCUCCGGUUCCUUCAGCUUACCCGCCUCCUCCACCAUCCUCUACUUACCCUCCUUCUCCAUACCCUCCUCAACAAUCAUAUUACCCACAAGGUCCAUACCAAGGACAAUACCCACCUCCGUACUAAAAGCUCCGGCGUUUAGAAUAAAGUUGUUUAUGAAUGUAUAG